This is a messenger RNA of Chinchilla lanigera (long-tailed chinchilla), 2495 nucleotides long. It is a transcript of the gene Adra2a, whose product is annotated as adrenoceptor alpha 2A. Gene Ontology annotation, biological process: platelet activation; regulation of smooth muscle contraction; adenylate cyclase-activating adrenergic receptor signaling pathway. The transcript has 2 exons. Lineage: Eukaryota; Metazoa; Chordata; Mammalia; Rodentia; Chinchillidae. Gene Ontology annotation, molecular function: alpha2-adrenergic receptor activity. Gene Ontology annotation, cellular component: membrane. The record is from RefSeq and is a predicted model, not a curated record. The coding region runs from base 93 to 1100 and encodes 335 amino acids.
CGGGGUGAACGGGCACCGGCGGACGAGGAGGACCCCCGGGCGCCGGGCGGGGACGCGGCCGGCAGCAGGCCCGGCGAGCGGGCGCCGCGUUCAUGUUCCGCCAGGAGCAGUCGCUGGCCGAGGGCGGCUUUGCGCCCAUGGGCUCCCUCCAGCCGGACGCUGGCAACGCGAGCUGGAAUGGGACCGAGGCGCCGGGAGGCAGCACCCGGGCCACCCCUUACUCCCUGCAGGUGACGCUGACGCUCGUGUGCCUGGUCGGCCUGCUCAUACUGCUCACCGUGUUCGGCAACGUGCUCGUCGUCAUCGCGGUGUUCACCAGCCGCGCGCUCAAGGCGCCCCAGAACCUCUUCCUGGUGUCGCUGGCCUCGGCGGACAUUCUGGUGGCCACGCUCGUCAUUCCCUUCUCCCUGGCCAACGAGGUCAUGGGCUACUGGUACUUCGGCAAGGCGUGGUGCGAGAUCUACCUGGCGCUCGACGUGCUCUUCUGCACGUCGUCCAUCGCGCACCUGUGUGCCAUCAGCCUGGACCGCUACUGGUCCAUCACGCAGGCCAUUGAGUACAACCUGAAGCGCACUCCGCGCCGCAUUAAGGCCAUCAUCGUCACCGUGUGGGUCAUCUCGGCCGUCAUCUCCUUCCCGCCUCUCAUCUCCAUCGAGAAGAAGGCCGGCGGCGGCGGGCAGCAGCCCACAGAGCCGCUCUGCAUGAUCAACGACCAGAAGUGGUACGUCAUCUCGUCCAGCAUCGGCUCCUUCUUCGUGCCCUGCCUCAUCAUGAUCCUGGUCUACGUGCGCAUCUACCAGAUCGCCAAGCGCCGCACGCGCGUGCCGCCCAGCCGCCGGGGUCCGGACGCCCACGCCCGCUUCACGUUCGUGCUGGCCGUGGUCAUCGGGGUGUUCGUGGUGUGCUGGUUCCCCUUCUUCUUCACCUACACGCUCACGGCCGUUGGCUGCUCGGUGCCGCCCACGCUCUUCAAGUUCUUCUUCUGGUUCGGCUACUGCAACAGCUCCCUGAACCCGGUCAUCUACACCAUCUUCAACCACGACUUCCGCCGCGCCUUCAAGAAGAUCCUCUGCCGAGGGAACAGAAAACGGAUAGUGUGACCGCUCCCGGGUCCUGCUCACAGACUAGCGCAGACUGCAGGCCAGGGCCUUGGAGGCGCGAGUCUCCCCAGCAGCCCCAGCCCUGUGCAGCGGAGGACCUACCUGCCUGCUCCGUGCUUCCGGGCCUGAAGGGUGCUCUGCGGCCUCCUGCGGGCAUCUCCUGUUGGGCAAGGGAGAGUUCUGGCGGGCAGAGCCACACCCCCCACUUGUUGUUAUGACUGCUCCUGACCCGGAGCGGUUUUCCUGGUGGGCCGCCCCUAAUCAGUAUUGCUUUUAAAGGUAUUUUCACUCUUUCCCCUAGCCCAGAUCUCUCAGCAUUUCGGAGCAAAGGAAGGACUCCAGGGGGCGUGGCUCGCAAGGGGCACCCGGCGAGGGGAUACCCAGCCCUGGCUAAUGGCUCCCUCCCUCCCCCAAACUCUCUAAUUUUAAAACACACACUCAGGGCAGCCCCUGCCCGUCCUCCCAAUACACACUAUUUUUGAUAGUUAACCUGGGGUCCCCAGUGUCUUGUGGCCUUGGGUGUGAUGUUGGAGUCCUGGUUGUGAGGUGCCCUCCAGGCAGACCCAGCAUCUGGCCCAGGCCAGGCCCCUUUGCAAGGCGAGCCCCGUUCUAGUGUUAUUAAGUCUCUGUGUGUCCCGUUCACCAGCCACUGGUGACUGUCCCUUGGACGUGAACCUGCUUUGGGAUUUCCUGGCAGGGAAAAGAUUUCUGUGUGUGCGUGCCCCUCCCAUCCCUAACAGCAUAAUUGCCUUUUCCUAUGUAAAUAUUACAAUGAUGGACCAAGACAGAAGCAAAUGAACCUUUCCGCCUUGCAUCAGCCCUGUGUAUAAAGCCAUUAUCCUCUGAGGCACCCGUUGGCCCCAGUAACUCACUUUAACGCCGGCACUUUCCGGGGGCCUCUCCCUCUCUCUGGGGCUGCUGCUUGAAGAAGAAUCUCUAUGUUUCUAUCUUGUAUGUACGUGCACCCGUCCCUCACUGAAAGCGCUGACCGAGGGGAAAUCUUUUAGCUGCUGUUUUUAGACACAGAGGUGUUGAAAUUAUGUGGAAGAAGAGAACCUGAUACAGUUUGCCCAAGGUAAACAUUUUGAAAAAGACAAAUGGGCCUGCCAAACUGUACAGCUCCUGCCCCAAGAGCUCUUAUGUAUCAAAGCGUUGUCCUUCCUCCUGCUUUUCUGGCUGGGAUCAUGUCACUGAUGAACUGCCGAAGUCAGGGGAGGAGGCGAAGACCUCGUGUUUACAACCCGGUUUCUACAUGUUUCAGACAGAGACAAUCGAAGGCCUGCACUCUUAUUUCACUAAAGAAAAACUAAUGUCAGCACAUGUUGCUCAUGACAGUGGAUUUUUUUAAAAUAAAAAGUUUACAGAUCAAAUGUGAAAUAAAUAUGAAGUAAGUGU